Messenger RNA from Maniola jurtina (meadow brown), 1524 nucleotides. RefSeq lists its product as uncharacterized. Lineage: Eukaryota; Metazoa; Arthropoda; Insecta; Lepidoptera; Nymphalidae. The record is from RefSeq and is a predicted model, not a curated record. The transcript is spliced from 11 exons. The coding region runs from base 169 to 1461 and encodes 430 amino acids.
AGAAUGGCAAGCUCUAUGACCGUAGUUUGUAUCGCAUAGCCUUCGCUUGCGCACGCGGCGUUGCAUUGCGAAAUACUAGACACGACUUGUGAUUUUAUUUUGAUACUUUUGUCUGACGCGAUACAUGUGUUAAACUUGAUAAAGUGCCAUACAUUUAAAUCAGUCGAGAUGAAAAAAUCAACUUCGCUCAUAUUACUGGCGGUAUUAAUUUCGCAAACACAAUCCGCACCACAAUUUCUUACAUUCAAAGAUGGGAAAAUAGGAGUCAAUUUUGGCGGCUACCAUGCUGGCGUUGGAAUAGGCGGUCUAUUGGGUGGUUCAAACACAGCAGGGGGCUUGUUUGCUGAAGCUGGAACUCCUCAUGGCCAAUCAGCAAUAGCUGGUCUAGGGGGUGGUGUCGCAGGCCAACAUGGAAGUUCAUCGGGUGGAUUAUUUGCUGGAGCAACUGCGGGGAAUGGUAUCAAUGCACAGGCAGGUCUCGCUGGAGGAGUAAAUGGUGAAAGCUCCGCUGCUGGAACAGGAUUUGCCUCGGCUCAAGCAGGAAAUAAUUACGCAGCCACUGGAAUGGGUGGAGAAACUUCUGUAGAGGGCUCUUCAGGAUAUUCUUUCACUAAAGAAGUAAAACCAAUACAUAAAAAAGUAUAUACUGAGAUAAAUGUUGACUCAGCUAAUGAAGUGCAGCCAGCUGUUGAAGUAGAAAAAAGAGUAAUACACGAGACCGUACACCCAGUCGUCGUAAAAGAAGUACAUGUUGCUCCUGAAACCAAAGUUGUAGAAAAGGAAAUUAUCCAUACGCACUACAAGCCACGAAAACACCAUUUCCGUAAAACAGCUUUUAUCGGUGGUUAUGUAGGAGGACAAGGUGAUAUUGUUGGACCUCCAGAAAUCCAAAAAAGGAUUGACGUUGAUGUAGACUCAUCAGCAUCUGCAAAUGCUGGCGUAGGCGUAGCGGCAGGAGGAAGUGUUAAUGGUGGAGUUGGGACAACUUAUACUAAAGAAGUAACUGUUCAUAAAAAUCCGACAUUCUUUGCAGACAUAUUGAAUAUUCCCAUUUCUGUUUUAAAGUCUGUGGGUGACUUCCUUGGGAAUACAGCGGCAAAUACACACAUUUCAGUAGACAAAUCUGCUCAUGUACAAGCAGAAUCUGACUCCAUAUCACCAAAACAUGAAUCAUCAUUAUCAUCAUCGCCUUCAUCUUCGUCAUCAUCAGCGCAUAUAUCGGUUGAAACACCGAGCGCUUCACAAUUCUUUGGUGACAUUCUUGCUAUUCCAAUUAAUACGUUGGGCGCAGUCAACAGAUUUCUCGAAAAUAAUGUUUCGGCAAGGAAAACUGUACAGGUAUCUCAUGAUGGAACUGUCGAGCAUUCUAGGGUCAGACGGGGUCCAGGCAGAAGGCGAGCCAACAAGCACGUAGUUGUGGUCAAGGAAGAAACGCCCGUAGAAUCUGUAGCAGAACAAUAAGAUAUUUUCAACGUUAAGUUUUAUACCUCUAUGUACCUGGGUUUGUACUUUGUACAGUUAAAU